This is a messenger RNA of Entrophospora sp. SA101, 1025 nucleotides long. The record is from the annotation of a GenBank genome assembly. Lineage: Eukaryota; Fungi; Glomeromycota; Glomeromycetes; Entrophosporales; Entrophosporaceae.
GCUAUUUAUUAGAAUAUUAUUCCAACAAUGCUAUUGAACAUAUUGGAUGGAUGAUCACUGUUUCAACAACUUUACCUUUACUUUUCCAAUCUCAUUUAGAAGAUUAUGUGUAUGAUUUAUUUUACAAAGAAUGUUUUACUGAUAAUAACAUAGGAACAAAUUUUAAACUUUUUUUAGAUAAAGAAUUGACUGAUAAUAGCAUAGGAAUAAAUUUUAAGCUUAAAGAAGAUACUGAAAGCAACCUCCUGCAAAAUAGUGUAAAGAAAAUUCCUUUUAAAAAAAUAGCUUUUGGAAAAGAUAAUCAAAAUAGAGCAAAUGAGACUAAAGAGAAAACUGCUCAAAAAGCUGAAGGAAAAAACAAACACAAUACAGUACCAUUCAACUUGUGUGUAGUACCACUUCCAAAUUUCACAGUUAAUAAGAUUGAAAAGAAAAAUGUUCAAAAAAAUGUUGUUAUAGCUUGUCUUAGACAUCUUAUACUUCCUUAUAAGUAUAUUGUUGAAACAACUAUAAUAGUUAAAUCAUUUGAAAUUGAAGAUGCAUUUGGUAGUGUUAAACCUGAUCAAGGAACAAUUGCUGCUAUAUCUUUUUCAAUGUUAUUUCUUUGGAUUGAAUUUCUUUCAUAUCUUAGAUUAUUUGAAGAAAGUAAAGUUGAACUACUCAGGCUCCAAGCUGCUUUCAUAUUAGAGUUUGAUGCUUUGGAUUUAGAUGAUUUUUUAAAUUCUCCUAAACCUGAUCCAAAAUACAUUUGUCAUAAUAAUAAUAAUCUUGAUGCAUGGAAAGAAAGAACCAAAUCAAGAAGAGGUUGUUUAUAUGCAAAAUAUGAAAAUGAAAAUUCUUAUAUUCAAUACGUUCUUGAAAAAAAGGAUUUUGACCAUCAAGCUGGUUCUUUGUGGCAGUUUCAUAAGGGACUGGACGAUUUCAAUGAUGAUGGUGCUAAUAAAAAAAUUAAGAUUUUAGAAGAAAAAAUUUCAAAUUUAGAAAAAAAAAUGGAUAUCAUAAUAUCGUUACUCGCAAAACCUUGA